AUGUCGCCCACCAAACUGGUUAUUAUUGUUGGAGGUUCUUAUGCUGCUAUAUUAGCUUUGAAGACGUUACUUUCCACUAAAGACGUCAAAUUAGACAUUACAAUGAUCUCACCCAACGACAAGGCAUUUUUCAAUGUUAGUGUUCCUCGUUUACUAGUUGAGAAUGACUCAAUAAAGAAAACAGUUUUCCCCCUUGGUGAAUCAAUUGACAAUUUGGUCAAAGGAACGAUUCAUAAAGCAGCUCAUGUUCAGUCAAGUGUCAAAAAUGUUGACUUCAAAUCAAAGAGUGUAACUAUUGCUGAUGAAUCUAAGUUGAACUAUGAUAAUUUGAUACUCGCGUCCGGUACAAGAUCGGUGUCACCGAUUUGGAAACUUGAUUCAGUAAAGAGUGUUGAUUUCACAUUGGAUUCAAUUAAAGAAACUAGUGCCCAAAUCCAAAAAGCGAAAAGUAUUGCAAUUAUCGGAGGUGGAACUACUGGUGUUGAAACUGCAGGUGAAUUAGGACAUGAGUACAAAGGCAAAAAGAAAAUUGUUUUGUAUACUGGAUCACUGGGGCCACUAUCUAUCCCAUUACCUAACCACGUUUCAUCGGUGACUAAAAAGUUGGAAAAAUUGGAUAUUGAAAUUGUUAAUAAUCAGCGUGUCAAGAAAGAGGGAGAUUCCACUAUUGUUUUUGAAGAUGGUACUACUCGUGACUUUGAUUUGGUUGUUGAAGCAUUCAAAUUGAUACCAAAUACUGAGUACUUACCAGAUGAAGUAUUAGACAAGAACAAAUAUGUAAUCACCGAUGAGUAUUUCCGUGUGCGUGAUUUUCAUGAGGUUAUUUGUCUUGGUGAUAUCCUUGCUCUGGGACAACAAUCCAUAGUUGAUUUAACAUAUAAUCAAAAGCCAAUAUUUGCAAAGACUGUUGCUUACGAAGUGUUUGAUGAUUUGAACGUCAAGUUAACACCAUAUGUUAAACCUAGGAAAGCUACAAUUGUGGUGCCAAUUGGUAGAGAUGGUGGUGUUGGUGCUAUUUAUGGAUGGUCCAUCCCUAACUGUGUUGUUUGGUUUGCUAAAUCUAGAAACUUCAUGAUCCCUAAAGCUUCAGAGUUUUUUACAUAG
This is a messenger RNA of Lodderomyces orthopsilosis Co 90-125, 1104 nucleotides long. RefSeq lists its product as uncharacterized. The record is from RefSeq and is a predicted model, not a curated record. Gene Ontology annotation, cellular component: cytoplasm. The coding region runs from base 1 to 1104 and encodes 367 amino acids. NCBI's taxonomy places the organism in Eukaryota, Fungi, Ascomycota, Pichiomycetes, Serinales, Debaryomycetaceae. Gene Ontology annotation, molecular function: electron-transferring-flavoprotein dehydrogenase activity; flavin adenine dinucleotide binding. The transcript has a single exon.